Microplitis demolitor is the source of this 3663-nucleotide messenger RNA. RefSeq names its product probable serine/threonine-protein kinase DDB_G0282963. Gene Ontology annotation, cellular component: Mre11 complex. The transcript has 2 exons. Lineage: Eukaryota; Metazoa; Arthropoda; Insecta; Hymenoptera; Braconidae. Gene Ontology annotation, molecular function: damaged DNA binding; protein binding. Bases 94 to 3285 code for a protein of 1063 amino acids. Gene Ontology annotation, biological process: mitotic G2 DNA damage checkpoint signaling; double-strand break repair via homologous recombination. The record is from RefSeq and is a predicted model, not a curated record.
ACUAACCUUCCAAAAACUAAAAGCCGUAAGCCGCAAAAAUUAUUGUUUGGUUUAAAAAAAAAUCUAAAAGUUGUGAUAAUUGAAAUAAAAAAAAUGUGGUCACUAGAGCAUCCGGUUGGAUAUUUAAUGCACUUACCAUUGAGUAAAAAAGAAUUGAAAAUUGGUAGGAAUUCAAAUUCCACUUUGUGUAUAGCAGCUGACCGAUCAAUAAGUAAACAUCAUGCUAAAAUAAUUGUUUAUCCAAAUAAUAAAAUAGAAAAUAAUAAUUUUGAAAUUAACAACAACAGAAAUUCAAUAUGUGAAAUAAUAGACUACGGUUCAAAGUAUCAUACAUAUAUUAUGAGAAAUACCCAGAUAAAAUUAGAACCAGGAAAAUCUUAUCAACUGGAACCAGGUGAUAAAAUAAAAUUUGGAAUGGGUGAUAAUAUUUGGACAUUAAAAUAUCACGAAAUUGGUCUUCUGGCUUGUGGUUAUUGCAAUGACAGUAAGAUAAAUAUUGUCAGAGCUAUAGAAAGUAUUGGCGGUACUGUUUACAAUGAGUGUAAUCAAAAGUGUACCCAUUUUAUGACACUGUGUAAUAGAGUAACAUCUAAAUUUGUUUUUGCUCUUAGUUCUGGGCUGCCAAUUACUGAUAUAUCAUAUUGGCAAGCUUUUAUGUGUGCUGUAAAAAAUGAUGUAAAAUUACCAAACCCACUUGACUACACAGUAGCGAAUGAUACUUUUAAAAUAGAAUUUAAAGAUGUUGCAUUUUAUCCAGUUAACGAAAGAAAAAAUUUAUUUGAUGGUUUAAAUUUCAUAUUUUUUAAUGUGCAACAGUGUAAUAAUUAUGGAUUUAUUAUCAAAGCAGCUGGUGGCAGGCCACAUAUUUAUCAUAAAUCUUCAUUUGAUGCUAGUGAACUUGUUGAACCGGAUAUUAUUAUUGUUGAAUGUACUGAAGCUAAACGAAAUACUGGCAUUGAAUUAAUAAGCGAUAGAGAAUAUGAUGAAAUGGAAUUAUUUCUUAGUAAAUCGAAGAAAAGAAUGAUUAAUUGUAAAGAAAUAAUAAGUGCGAUUUUAUUUUGCUCAAUUAAUAAAUAUUGCAAUCCGUUGAUUAAAAGUUUGAACAAGUAUUGGCGGGAAUCGCCUAAGAAAAAAUUGAAUAAAGUUAGAGAAAAAAAUAAUAUUAAUAAUGAUAACGUUCGUGUUGAUAAUGAUGGCAAUUUAAAUAGAAGGUGUAAUUUAAAUAAUUAUGCUGGAGAAAAUGACUCGAAUGAUUCUGUUGUUAUUUGUGAUAAGAGAGAGAAUGAAAGUAAUUACAGUAAGCAGAUUGUUAAUAGUAAUAAUAAUCGAGAGCCAAAACCUAGGAAUUUAAUUGAUGAAAACCCGUGGAUUGAUACCAAGUCUCGUAAAAAUUCGGAAAAGUCACAAUUAUCGUUAGUCAAAUCUAAUAGUAAAGUAAUAGAUCGUAAGGAAGAAAAAGAAUCAGAAGCUGGAGUUAGUAAAAUAUGUGAGCAGGUUAAUAAUAAUGUUCCCAAGAUUCGUGAUGGUUGUGAUAAAUCAUCAACUAAAUCGCUGGAAGAUAAACAAAAUGAAGAGAAAAAAGUAAACAAUAAACGUAAGUUAGAUAAAAGGGAAGUGCAUGAGUCUUCGGAUAAAGAUAAUAAAAGAUUUAAUUCUGGUAAAAAUAAAUCUGAUGAUGAUAUUUUGGUAGUUGAUGAUUUGCGAGAUAAGAAUCAACACUCAGAUAAAAAUAAUUUAAAAAAUGCUACAGAUUCGGAAAUAUCUAGAGUAACGAAUGAUAGAACUACAGCACAAAAUGAUGAAAUUAAUAUUGAAGAGGCUGGAACUUCAAAAGCAGAAGAAGAAAUAGUUGUUGAUAAUUCAUCCCAUAGUAUUGCUUCUGGACAGUUCAAAAGUUUUCUUACUAAAACAGGUGGCAUCAAAUCAUCCAUUGAAAAAUCAAAUAAAAAAGUUCAGUCUUGUAAAAAUAAAUCUCAUGAUUUAUGGGAUGAUGAAAAUGAACACUCGGAUAAAAGUAAUUUAAAAAAUACUAAUCAGUCUAAAGAUCCGGAAACAUCUAGAGUAAUAAAUGAUAGAACUUCAGCACAAAAUGAAGUUAAUAUUGAAGAGGUUGGAACUUCAAAAUCAGAUGAAGAAAUAGUUGUUGAUAAUUCAUCCCGUAGUAUUGCUUCUGGACAAUUCAAACGUUUUCUUAUUAAAACAGGUGGUAUCAAAUCAUCCAUUGAAAAAUCAAAUGAAAAAGUUCAUUCUUGUAAAAAUAAAUCUCAUGGUUUAUGGGAUGAUGAAAAUGAACACUCGGAUAAAAGUAAUUUAAAAAAUACUAAUCAGUCUAAAGAUCCGGAAAUAUCUAGAGUAAUAAAUGAUAGAACUUCAGCACAAAAUGAUGAAGUUAAUAUUGAAGAGGCUGGAACUUCAAAAGCAGAUGAAGAAAUGGUUGUUGAUAAUUCAUCCCGUAGUAUUGCUUCUGGACAGUUCAAACGUUUUCUUAUUAAAACAGGUGGUAUCAAAUCAUCCAUUGAAAAAUCAAAUGAAAAAGUUCAUUCUUAUAAAAAUAAAUCUCAUGGUUUAUGGGAUGAUGAAAAUGAACACUCGGAGAAAAGUAAUUUAAAAAAUACUAAUCAGCCUAAAGAUCCAGCAAAAUCUAGAGUAACAAAUGAUAGAACUACAGCACAAAAUGAAGUUAACAUUGAAGAGGUUGGAACUUCAAAAGCAGAUGAAGAAAUGGUUGUUGAUAAUUCAUUUGAAAGUAUUACCUCUGGAGAAUUUAAAAGUUUUGUUGAUGAAACAAGUGGUGUGAAAUCACCAAAAGAACAAAGAUAUAAUUUACGUUCAAAAAAAGAUGUAGAUGAAACAAAUUGUUCUCCAGUAUCAGCUAAUUCACAAUCCGUUAAUCUGAAUGAGAUUACUUCAAAUAAAAUUCAAAGGACUGAUCCGGAAGCAGGUAAAGUUAAUCAAAAACUAACUGAUAGUGAUAGGGAGUCAAAUCUGGAUGAAAAUGGUUUUGUAACAUUCACGAUUGAUGAUUAUUCAGAUGAAGACAUUAAAAGAAAUGGUCGUGUAGAUUUAAGUCAACCUAGUUCGUCAGAUUCACCAGAUUAUCAUGUUUAUGUAACUACUCAAGCUGAUGUUCACUUGGUUCCUAAUACAUCCAGUGGAAGAGAAGAUUCAUAUUCACCUUUGUUGGACAGUCAAAUUGAUGAUGAUGUUAAUGUUGCAGAAAAUAAUAUUAAACCUAAUUUCCAUCGUAGUAAUGAUAAUAAUUUACCAAAAUUUUUUUUUAAAUAAUUUGAGAAUUAUUUUUUUUUAUUUUUUUACCAUUAAACCAUAAGAUUGUUGUUAUGAAUAUACAGAGAUAUAGAAUACUAUUAAAUUAGAAAUAGGAUUUUCUAUAAAUUAAUAAUGAUUAAAUAAAUUUAUUAUAAAUGAGAAUAAAAAAAAAAAAUCUAUAAUUUCAUUAUUAGAAUUAAAGGGAGUUUCAGGAAUCCUACCACCCUUUUUUAAAAAUAUAUCCAGUGAUCUUGAAGUUUGUAACAGUAUUACAAUUUUGUUAAUUAGUUAAAAAAAAAAAAGCUAAGUAUUGAUUGAAAAAAAUAUAAUGAAGUUAAAAUUUUGCAAAGAUAUAGAUUUUUAUAAAAUUAAUGAAGUUUUAAUUAUAAUUUUAAC